Aspergillus caelatus is the source of this 534-nucleotide messenger RNA. RefSeq lists its product as uncharacterized. The annotation marks the transcript as partial. Lineage: Eukaryota; Fungi; Ascomycota; Eurotiomycetes; Eurotiales; Aspergillaceae. The transcript has 2 exons. The record is from RefSeq and is a predicted model, not a curated record.
AAAUGCUUCUAUAAGUUAUGACGGUCGCUUUUAUAAGCAUAUAAGUGUCCUGUGGCUCUGGUUGUACUCUAUUGUAAACACCGCCUUGAACACCCGAAGAGCAAGUUCUAUACAUACUUCGAAGUAUUCUUGAAAGGAACAAAGAUAUAUUUAACCCUUACCAUAUUGUUUGACAUAUCAGAAUCCACCAUGUCUGAAGAAUCGCAUCCACAGCAGCACCACCACCACGAGAGCUUCUUCGAUCGGAUACUCCACCCGGGACGUCACGAAGACCAGGAACAGCACCAGGACCAGCAUGAGUCUCAGGACCAUGAGUCCCCCAAAAAGGAGAGUGAAUUCGACAAAAUCAAGGAUGACAUCAAGGAAGAUCAGGAAGAAGUAGCAGAGGGCGAUACCUACGCAGGCUUGAUGUGAAUGCUUUAUGACCAGCACCAGUUUGUGCUAUUGUUUACAAGGGAUGGGAUCACUGUCACUUGACAAGGGAGUUUAUAUGUUAUUGGUAAUGAAUUAAAUAAGAAUAUUGGAUUACGGAAA